CUGUACCACCUUUGUUGCUUCAUCGAGUCCAACUUGCAAACAUAUCGAAAUCCCUGCCCUUCCAUUUUUGAUAUCCGUUUCAUUUUUUUUUUUUUUUUUUUUUCGAGUUCCCCUGGCUGUGACUCAUCCUCGUGGUGCUGCAUUUUUGUCCAUCCAUCCUCUUCACACCAUCAUGGAGUCCACAAGGCUUCUUUCGCGACUGCAGCGGAUGUAUUCCAGGGUCGGGAUACAUACCUUCCCCCGGUCGGGGAUGCAGUCAAGUUCACGAGCCAGCUUUCCUCUUCCCUCCCAGCGUGUCUCCUUUUUCCCACCUCGACAAGCCGCCUGCUUCUCAACCACCAAGCCACCAGCGUGUGCUAAUACAGACGCAGACCGCUUCACCUCUGCUCUGCACCAGAACAAAGACUGGGCAGCACAGAUCUCCAAGGAAGACCCCUCACUGUUCCCAACGCUUGCGAACGGCCAGCAGCCCGAGAUCCUCUGGAUCGGCUGCUCCGAUUCCCGAUGCCCCGAAACCACUCUUCUUGGUCUUAAGCCGGGCGAUGUCUUUGUCCACCGGAACAUCGCCAACGUCCUGCACGCCGGCGACCUCAGCUCCUCUGCCGUGAUCGAGUACGCGGUCCGUUACCUGCGCGUCAACCAUGUAGUCCUCUGUGGUCACACCAGCUGCGGUGGUGUCGCCGCGGCCCUGGGUAACAAACAGUUGGGAAUCCUGGACCCCUGGUUGCUGCCCCUGCGCCAGCUCCGGGCCAAGAACCUGGAUCUGCUGAACUCGCUGCCGGCUGACCAGGCGAACCUUAAGCUGGUUGAGCUGAAUGUCUUGGAGGGAGUCAAGCUGUUGAAGGAGAAGAGCGUGGUGUUGGAGGCGAUCCAGGAACGUGGGCUAUGCAUUUUCAUCAUCUUUCAUCUUUCCACCUUUCGAUCAUUCCACAUUGCAGGAGCGAUGAGCUCAUCAAGUAGCGUUUUUUUUUUUUCCCUUCAUGAUAGAUGAUCAAACAAGUAGAUGACGAGAGAGAGAGAGGGGGUAUGUAUUGUGUGCACACAGUAUAUGUUUGUGAUGGGGACAGCAGUGUUAGGUGUGGAGUCAAGCAAUCCGUAUUAACAUGAUGGGAGAAGUUAGAUGGAAGGAAGAGGAUGAACAGAACUAGAGAAGAGAGAAGAGAGAGAGGAAAGAGAGGGAGGGAUGGGAGGGGG
Messenger RNA from Aspergillus neoniger CBS 115656, 1194 nucleotides. Its product is annotated as carbonic anhydrase. NCBI's taxonomy places the organism in Eukaryota, Fungi, Ascomycota, Eurotiomycetes, Eurotiales, Aspergillaceae. Gene Ontology annotation, biological process: cellular response to oxidative stress; cellular response to carbon dioxide; carbon utilization. The coding region runs from base 173 to 991 and encodes 272 amino acids. Gene Ontology annotation, molecular function: carbonate dehydratase activity; zinc ion binding. The transcript is spliced from 3 exons. The record is from RefSeq and is a predicted model, not a curated record. Gene Ontology annotation, cellular component: cytoplasm.